AUGGCCGAUAAGAACCAUCCCAACAUUGUGCGGCUGCUUGGGUUUGCUGUCGGAGGGGACAUGAGGACGCGGCCAGAGCAAGUGCUGAUCUACGAGUUUGUGCCCAACGAAGCAUCACAACCCUUGAGCCUUCAGCAGCGACUGGACAUUCUCAUUGGCGUUGCACGUGGCCUGGAGUAUCUCCACAGCUUCAAGAUUGUACACCGCGACAUCAAGCCCGCCAACAUCCUCAUUGGAGAUGACAUGCAGGCCAAAAUUGCAGACUUUGGGGUUGCGAGGAUGGUAGAGGGCACGACAGUGGGCAAAACUCAAUACGCGGGAACACCGGGCUAUAUGGAUCCGGCUUACAUCAAGACACGCACGGCCACCACAGCUUCUGAUGUCUACAGCUUUGGUGUGCUCAUGCUUGUGGUGCUCUCUGGACGCCCUGAUCCCACCGACUGCGAUGGCAAUGGCCAACACAUCCUGCAGUGGGUACCGAGCCUCAAGGACCCAACCAUGGACGCCCCUGGAGAUGCGGUGCUGCGCGUGGCUGAGCUGGCAGUGAGCUGCACCGUGGACCGCACUGCAAGCCGCCCAAGCAUGGCGCACAUUGCCACCCAGCUGCAGGCUGUCAGGGAGGAGGUGGCGGGGAGAGAGGAGCUGCGAGAAGCACUCAAGGUGGACACGGAGGUGCAGGAGAUGAGGGAAGAUCCACCUGGCGAUCUUGACGAGGAGCUCAAGGAGAUUGGCGUGAUCCUCUCAGGGAGAUUGCCAGGUCAAGAUCGCGCCGAGUGCAGUGCCAGGGAGCCUUUGAUGGAUUCUUCAGCACCGGCACGCUCUCCAGAUCUCCAGAACUCCAGCUCUCUAGCUCUCCACCGCUCCAGCUCUGAUGUUGCGUGUGAAAUCAGCUGCUUGAGUAGUGGUUAG
Molecule: messenger RNA, 909 nt
Organism: Closterium sp. Naga37s-1
Lineage: Eukaryota; Viridiplantae; Streptophyta; Zygnematophyceae; Desmidiales; Closteriaceae
Source: the annotation of a GenBank genome assembly